This is a messenger RNA of Andrographis paniculata, 1740 nucleotides long. RefSeq lists its product as uncharacterized. The transcript is spliced from 3 exons. Bases 280 to 1299 code for a protein of 339 amino acids. Gene Ontology annotation, molecular function: protein-folding chaperone binding. The record is from RefSeq and is a predicted model, not a curated record. Gene Ontology annotation, cellular component: cytosol. NCBI's taxonomy places the organism in Eukaryota, Viridiplantae, Streptophyta, Magnoliopsida, Lamiales, Acanthaceae.
ACCUCUACCAGUCACAACUACUUUUCUUGCAAAGUAUAUCAGAGAAUCUGCAACCCAUGUCACUUUAACUACCUCCUGGAAACCGUCGCUGCGCAUCGUUUUCCGCACCGUCGGCGGCCGUUCUACCGCCGGCCAUUUGUUUAUCACUAGUAGUUGGAGUAUUUGAGAGAUUGAUCCUUCGUGUGUGCGUGUAAGAGGUCGAUCUUGAUCAGAUUUUGGGGAGGAUCAAGGUUUUGUAUUAUCUGAGGGUAAAAGGAGGUAAUUGUUGCAUUGUUGGAAAUGGGGGUUGAUUAUUACAAUAUAUUGAAAGUUUCGCGGAAUGCGACGGAGGAGGAUGUGAAGAAAUCGUACAAGCGGUUAGCGAUGAAGUGGCAUCCGGAUAAGAAUGCAGUAAACGCUAAGGAAGCAGAGGCGAAGUUCAAGCAGCUGAGUGAGGCGUAUGAUGUAUUGAGCGAUCCACAGAAAAGGCAGAUCUACGAUUCGUAUGGAGAGGAAGGGCUGAAAUCUGGUUUGCAUCCGCCGCGGAGUUCGAAGGGCAGAGAUUCCGCGUCUAAGGGUUUCAAGUUUAGUCCGAGAGAUGCGGAGGACAUUUUUGAGGAAUUUUUCAGUGAACUGGAUGGAGGGAAAGGUAAGUGCGCCGUUGGCGGCGGAGGAAGGCUGAAGAAGGCGGCGGUUAUGGAGACCAAGUUGCCGUGUAGCUUGGAGGAGCUGUACAAGGGGUCGAAGAGGAAAAUGAAGAUAUCCAGAAUCGUUCUUGACGAUUCAGGGAAGCCGGUAACUGUUGAAGAGGUCUUGUCUAUACAUAUUAAACCCGGUUGGAAAAAUGGAACGAGGAUUACUUUCCCCGAGAAAGGGAACCACGAACCAGGUGCUGCACCGGGUGACCUGAUAUUUGUUGUAGAUCAGAAAUCUCAUCCUGCUUUCAAGAGGGAUGGAAAUGAUUUAAUAAUCAAUCAAAAGAUAUCUCUAGUGGAUGCUCUUACAGGAAAGUCUCUCAGCAUAAAAACCUUAGACGGAAGAGAUAUAUCUGUUCAAGUAACAGACAUUGUUAAGCCUGGAUAUGAACUUGUAGUUGAAAACGAAGGUAUGCCCAUAUCUAAAGAGCCUGGCAAAAAUGGUGAUUUGAGGAUCAAAUUUAAUAUCAAGUUCCCUUCAAGGCUUACUUCCGAACAGAAGUCAGAUUUGCAGAGGAUCUUGGGCAGAUCAUCGGGGGCCACACCAAGAAGCCGUGAAGUCGACAACCACCUGCAUCAUCCGAAAACAGAUGAUCAGAAACCCCAAGACACCAGCAUGAAAUAGCAAAAGUACAUUCUUACCAGUUUGUUGCUUUGCUUUGAUGCUUCGAAAUGGACUUUGAGCUUUGACGAUGAGUGAAAUGCAAUAACCUGACCGUGUCCGUCGAAUCUUGUAGGCGGCAACGGAUCGGAGACAUGGGAAACACUGGCCCCCAUCUUAGUUUCUUCUCCAGAUUUGUAGAAUGGAGUGUGGAUCGUCUAAACUGAGGUAACCAUUCCCUUUUAUACUGGUCAAAAGAGUUUGGGCUGUUCAUUUUAUUUUGAAGCUUUUUGGAGAAAUGUUAGAUAUGGGCCUGCAGAAUAUGUUCUUGAUUAGGACAUGCUGGUGUGUUGUCCGUUGGUUUAAAUAUGUCAGUUUAGGCAUAAUUAGGUUAUGUGUUUUUAAAAGAAGGUGAAGACAUUGGAGCCGUUGCUUGUAAAUACAGCUUUUUAUGGUUUGAUGAUU